Molecule: messenger RNA, 870 nt
Organism: Fusarium vanettenii 77-13-4
Lineage: Eukaryota; Fungi; Ascomycota; Sordariomycetes; Hypocreales; Nectriaceae
Exons: 2
Coding region: 1-870 (289 amino acids)
Source: RefSeq, a predicted model, not a curated record
AUGCUACGUGCAAGAAUGGCCGAAUCUCAGAUUGACGACGAGUAUAACGACGAGCCUGCCUUGGUGCUUGAGGACACAUUCCGAACCGAAAAUGCUUCCAGCCAGGACUGGGAAAGGCGCAACGUCAUUGAACGCACGCGGGGAAGCAUUCACACUCGUGUUGAACUGCUCGAAGUCACGCAUGGCACCCUGGACGAAUAUGGAGAUGAAGCGACGCUGAUGGUGUUCCGAUUCCGUUUCGAUCCACAGAAGACUUCUCGACGAGUCCUCCGAGCGCGCGUCAACAUCGAAUUCAUGGGCAAGGAUGGCGGUAAUGCGCCAAUUGUUGAAGCCAUCGCCCCCGAGGAAAGAUGGGCAGUUGUCCCAACCACGGAUUCAGAGUCAACCACACGGGGAGCAGAAUUGUACGCCGCUUCAGGCGUGCCUUUUUUCGAGGCUGGGGCAAGGGCCAAGCAUGAGAAAACAAUCAGCAGGGAUGUCAGCGAUGCGACAACAGUAUCGGGUAGCAUCAAUCUGGGCAGAGGGCGCAACUCGGGCGAGUCGACUGUUGCCGUCUGGAAUCUACAGGAGAACAAGCGACGCGAGACAGGCGUGCCUGAUUCAGUGACGACUGCGGUUCUUUUACGUCGUUACGAUAGCGAACCCUUCAAUGCCCGAGUCGAGCUUGAAGCUGAUGUCGACUGGGUAUCUGGUUUUGCUCGCAAGUUCGCGGGGGUACCACUGGAUGACCCCGUGCUCUUCAACCCAAUGCUGGGAGGGUCAAAGCCGAAGAGGGGUAGGAGUUAUGGGGCCAAGGAUCUUGGUAGCGUGGAUUUGUACAAGUUAUGCGCUGUUAGAUUUGCUGUGGAGGCGCCUUUUGUUGUCAAAUAG